Messenger RNA from Aspergillus japonicus CBS 114.51, 843 nucleotides. RefSeq lists its product as uncharacterized. The coding region runs from base 1 to 822 and encodes 273 amino acids. The transcript is spliced from 2 exons. NCBI's taxonomy places the organism in Eukaryota, Fungi, Ascomycota, Eurotiomycetes, Eurotiales, Aspergillaceae. The record is from RefSeq and is a predicted model, not a curated record.
AUGCCCCCAACAAUAGCCUUCCUCCCCGGCGCCUGGCUCACGCCCACCUUCUACGCCCCCUUCCUCCACACCCUAACCACCACCACCGCCCUCCCCACCACGCACAUCCCCUACCCCUCCCUCGACCCCGCCCACCCCGCCACCGCCGACUGCCAGACCGACACCGCCGCCAUCCGCACCCAGCUGCGGACCCUGAUCGAAUCCGACGGCCGCGAGGUCAUCCUCGUGAUGCACUCGUACGCCGGGAUGCCCGGCGCCGCGGCGGCGGCGGCGGCCCACGGGCUCAGCCGGUCCGCACGCCAGCGGGCCGGCCAGCCCGGCGGCGUGGUGGGGAUGAUCUUCAUCGCGGCGUUCCUCGUGCCCGAGGGGGUCAGUUGUGCCGGGUUGCAGGGCGGGAGGUUGCCCGGGUGGAUUUUGUUGGAUACGCCCGCGCCGCAGCUCAAUUACCCCGACGACCCGAUCGGGAAUUUCCUUCCGGCGGAAGGGCAUGAUGAUGAUGAAGCGGCACUGUCGGGCGACGAUCUCGAGACGUUCCUCCGACCGCAUGCGACGCGGGCGUUUACGUCGCCGCAGCCGGCGCCGGCGUGGGCGGACGCCGACGCCGACGCCGAUGCCACUGGCCUGGCGUUCAUCGUCACGGCCAGGGACCGCGCGGUCCCGAAAGAGGCGCAGUAUGCGAUGAUGGCGGCGACGGGGCGCGAGUUUGCCGUCCGCGAGAUGGACUGUGGGCAUUGUGCGCCGUUUGUCGGGGAGAAGCGGAUCGGGGAGACGGUGCGGUUGGUUGGGGAGUUGGUUCGGGGGUUUUUGUCUGGGUCUCGGUGAGUCUUGAGUCUCUCUGAGGGG